AUGAAGCGCACGUACCAAUCGGUUCCCUCGUUGACCUCCGGAGGACUUGGAAACGGGAAAACUCUCGAGCGCGUGAAAUCGUUUCAAGAGUUACAAAUCGAGUCCGAUACGAAGUUGUACUGGGUGAAGUCCUUGUUCUUCCUCUUCUCGUGGGCGUUCGUUUCCGGCGGGAUUAUUUUACUGAACAAGUAUAUUUUCGUGAAGGACGAUUUCCCGUACCCGAUUGCAAUUUCCGCGACUGGGCCUUUGUGUUCGUGGAUCGUGGCGGCGUUGUUGAUCGCGAGCGGGAGAGUGACGAUAGAGAACAGAUUGACGCUGUGGGAGUACGUGACGAUUAUUAUUCCGAUUGGUUUGUUCACGGCGAUUACGUUCGCGAGCGGGAACACGCUGUAUUUAUACUUGAGCGUCAGUUUUAUACAGAUGAUUAAAAGUUUAAGUCCAGUGGUUGUGUUUUUAGUUUUAGUUUUGUUAGGUAUGGAUAAGCCGACGUUUACGAAGACGUUUGGGAUCGUGGUGACGAGUUUCGGGAUGUUGGUGGCGUGUUUGAGCGAGAGUAAAUUGACAUCGGUCGGGAUCAUGUUGAUCGUUCUGAGUGAAUCGAGCGAGUGCAUUCGGAUGGUGUUUUUCCAGCACAUGUUGUAUAGUCGUAGUUUUGGAGUCAUCGAGGGUUUGUUUUAUUCCGCGCCGGCGAAUUUUCUGUUUUUAGUGCUCUUCACCGUAAUCUUCGAGUACGGCGAGAUGGUUGAGACGGAGGCGUGGAGACGACCGAUGGGAAAUCCGUUGCCGUAUAUAGUAGUCGCGUUUUUUGGAUUUUUCGUAAACGUGACGACGAUUGGAGUGAUUCAAACGUGCGGCUCGUUGACGUUUAAAGGUGCCGGGCAGGUGAGAAACGCGACGGUGAUUAUGUUAUCCAGUUGGUUGUAUAAAGAGAAGCAAACUUUCGUGCAGCUGUGCGGUUACGUGGUUUCAAUCGUUGGAUUUUUCAUAUACCAAACCGCAAAAUCGGCGGAAAGUUUGGACACGAUCACGAAAAGCGCGGAAUUCAUGGCUGGUGAACCGUUUACGCCCGGCUCGCCGAUUUGGGAAGGUUCGGAAGAGUACACGUGGACGACCAGUCCGCAAUGGAAACAGAUCAAAAGAGGCGGCAUUUUCUCGAAUUUUCGGUUCGUCAAUAACAAAGGAGGGUCCUCGAACAAUUUAGUCGGAAUGGCCAACGGAGGUAACGGUAGCACGAAUAGCAUGAGCAAUAAAAACAACAACGGGAGCUUUUCUGGGUCGGAGGAAGAGAGGCAGAAAAUCUUAGGCCCGACGCUGAAGGAAAUCGAGGAGAUCAAAUUGGCGCAGUUGGCUAAGCAAAGGUCGAAAUCGACCGCAGAUUUCAACGUCGCCGAAAACGGCGGGUUGGUGGUGACGCCGAGAAGUUCUGAUUUUGGUUCCGGAAGUACCGGACAACACUUUGUUUUAAGUUUACCGGAGGAUUCAGAACGCGAGAGAGAUCCGACUCGAGCCGCCAGAUGGGGCGUUUAA
Messenger RNA from Bathycoccus prasinos, 1527 nucleotides. RefSeq names its product Drug/Metabolite transporter superfamily. Gene Ontology annotation, molecular function: antiporter activity. The coding region runs from base 1 to 1527 and encodes 508 amino acids. Gene Ontology annotation, cellular component: endosome; trans-Golgi network; Golgi apparatus. The record is from RefSeq and is a predicted model, not a curated record. The transcript has a single exon. Lineage: Eukaryota; Viridiplantae; Chlorophyta; Mamiellophyceae; Mamiellales; Bathycoccaceae.